This is a messenger RNA of Cinara cedri, 2187 nucleotides long. The record is from the annotation of a GenBank genome assembly. Lineage: Eukaryota; Metazoa; Arthropoda; Insecta; Hemiptera; Aphididae.
GUGUUUGACAGUAAACAUUACACUAUAUAAAUCAUGAACGUGAUAUAUUGUAUUGAUUCAAAGUUUUUAAUUAGUUUCAAAUAGCUAGUUUAGCGUAAGUAGAUAUCUGAUCGCAUAGCAAGAGAAAACGACGCGAAAACCACAUCAGUAAAUUAUCGUCUGCCAGAAAGCAAAUUAAGUUUCAAGUUUAAUAUUUUCAUAUCAAAUAAUAGUGUUUUGACAUCAACUAAGUCGCUGAGGAUUAUUCUGUAGUCAUUUUUCUGAUUGAAACAACACCAACUGUCCGGAAACGAUGACGACGGUGCCCGAGGCGGUUUGGUCGAUGGAUGUGGCCGUCGCAGAUAUGAUUGAUGCUGGUGCGUUUGGUCCGGGCUCCGAAAUUAUGUCGAUCGAACCGGAUAGUCGGUACACGGGGCAGGAUCAGUACGCGACCACGGUGUAUUUCUCCACGGUGACCAUUCGGGACCGCGGAGGUAACCAUCACAGCCAUCAUGUGGUGUUCAAAAUCAAAAAACGGAGUCCCGGGAUCGAAAACCUUAUCAGGGCUUACAGUCAGUUCCAUAACGAAAUUUUGUUCUACGAACGGAUAAUGCCGUUCUUUCGGACCUGUGCAUUGACACACCAUGUGCCGACACUCUCCCGUUACAUUUACGGCCGAAACAAUUACGACACGAAUUUCGCGUUUAAGGACAUGGUCGUCUUGGAAAACGCGUGUCUCCGAGGGUACGUACUGUCGGAACAACGGUUGCAUUUGAAUCUCGAGCACACGAUUGUGGCGCUGAAGACACUGGCAAAGUAAGCCGCCCUUACGUUUAUAAUUGACCAUUAUACGACUAUCCUAUCUGCUGUCGACAGUGUCGCUGAAAACACUGUUCAUAGUAGUAACAUUGUAGUUAGAUAAACGGCCACGUAGAACCCCGUAUUUAAAUGACCACGGAAAUAAUCUAGUUAACAGUGUGCGUACAACUGGUUACCGGGUUAGUAAUAGUCUACUAUCCGCACAAUCGUUGCACGAAUCAGCGCGUUAUUCUACAAAAACGGUUUAUUACCGUUAAAAAAUAAAUGAAAAUAAAUGAAAAAAAAAAAACCAUUCUACAAAUAUCUUAUUGUAAACAAUACAAACUAUACCGUUUUGUGUGUAUGCGCAAUGUGUAUGUUGCAGGUUUCACAGUUUAUCGUACAGGGCCAAGCACAAGGAUCCGGAAAGGUUCGCCAAGAUAAUAGCCGACGUUCAAGAAACUCAUUUGCGCAACGACGGAGAUUGGUUUAUGUGUGGCGGUGGACAUUCCGUCAGUAAACUGCUUUCAGCGGCCCUGAACAGGCUGGCACAACGUCGCGGUGUGGAUGACGACGAUAGUCGAACUUGCCAUUUCCGAGAGAAAUUCAUGAACGACAUGAACGGAACAUUGAACAGGGUGAUGAAACCCCACGAACCGUUGGCCAUCCUGUGCCACGGGGACUUCAACCGGAAUAACUUGCUGUUCCGGUAUGACGACGACGGUCGGCCCGUCGACGCGCUGCCGUUCGACUUGGCCACCGUGCGGUACGGGUCGCCGGCGCUCGACCUGUCGUUCUUCCUCUACAUGAACACGGACCGCCGUAUCCGGGACGAGCGCUGGGACGAACUGCUGGACACGUAUUGCGCGUCUCUGGCUGCGGCCGUAUCGGACGUAGCCGACGUCGUCCGGGUGCCGGACCGGUCGCAGCUGGACGCCGAGAUGCGCGAGUACGGCGUCUACGGGUUGGUUCACGUGUCGUUCUUCGUGCGGGUCAUGAUGGAAGAACACGCUGAUAUUUCGGAAUUUUCAGAAGCAGACAAAGACAAGACGGUACAAACGUUCCUGUCGUACGGUGGUGACAAGGCGACCGACGUGAUUGCCGACGCUUUACAACACUUUCUGGACACUUUCUGUAACCGUGUCGAAUGACUCUGCUUAUUGUAAUGCGUGUAGAAGAUAUUUAAAUUUACGUAGAGUUAUGCGAAUGUAAGAUCCAUCAGACAAAAGCAUUAUAUAUCGUCGCUUCCAUGGCGAAACCACCAUUUUUCGACAUUUUACAGAAGGAAGGAAUAACUGUAUUGGAGUUCUUACUCAUUGUUUAGAUAGGAUUUUUUAGUGACUUUUGGAAUACUCCAUUAUCACGAGCAAAAUAAAUGAUAAUUCGUUCCAAAGACCUUUUAAAUAUGUG